Branchiostoma belcheri (Belcher's lancelet) is the source of this 1324-nucleotide messenger RNA. Its product is annotated as UPF0722 protein. Gene Ontology annotation, biological process: cilium assembly. The transcript is spliced from 6 exons. Lineage: Eukaryota; Metazoa; Chordata; Leptocardii; Amphioxiformes; Branchiostomatidae. The record is from RefSeq and is a predicted model, not a curated record. The coding region runs from base 17 to 613 and encodes 198 amino acids.
UGAACCACCGUUGCCUAUGGCAACGGCGUCACGAUCCAAAAUGGCGGACGUAGCUGAAAACCCGCCUGCUUUGGAUGCCAAUCUCGACCAAGAACAAUUAUAUUUCAACGAUUCCUGUCACAUUGAUACUCCGGUGACAGGAAAAACGAUAUUUUCCGGCUCAUCCAAAGAAGAUGUGGAGUAUGCGAAGGUCUUCUGGAAGUCGAUAACUCUACAACCACCGAUGGAAUCUCGGCUUGUUUCCGGGGACACACGACAGCGCCUGAAAGUUGCCAGCGCUUCGUUCCAGCCCAAAAACUUUGCCCAUGAGCCAGUACCAGACUCACCUCGGUUAACUCGGUUUUUAGAGGAGGCACACAGACAGGAACAUGCAGAGGAAACAGAGAAACGGAGACAGCUGAAUAUGAAGAAGGAACAGCAGCAGUUACUUCUUCAGAAACAGAGGGAAGAAAGAAUGCAGAGAGAAGAAAUAUUGAGAGGUCACAAACCAAGGCAGAGAACAGAGCUCAUACAACUACCUACCAGUAGUGAUGAGGAACAAGAAGAGGACCCCAUGUUGGAACUGGAGAAAUUUGAACAGUCAAAAGGCCUCCAGGACAUUGAUUCUGACUAAUAUGUAUUGGAAACAUUUUGAAUUUUUAGGCAUUAGAGUGAUUUUUUUGCUUUGUGCUUAAAACUAGGGUAGGUCCAUUUGUAUGCCUGUUUAUCUGUUGCUAUGCAGCUUCUAUUGUGAAUUCAUUACACUUUUUAGCUGAUUAGAUUGUACAAAAUAUUUGGUCAUACAAUUCUAUUUAUUUUGGAACAAAUUAGCUACAAAUGUGUUGUAGCAAUUUGCAUUACUAGAGUUUAUUACUGUUAUAAUUUGAUUGUAAUUACAUCAAUAGUUCCAGUAGCAUUCAUGACUCCCUAUCCAAUGAGUGUUAUUAUCAACAUCAUAAUGUUGGUUAGGUACAACCGUUAGGUUGCUACAUUUGAAUGAUAACACUAAGGCUUGUUCAAUUGUAGAGAAACAGUUUUUUUUUUAUUGUCACAGCAUUUUUAAAAUUGAUGGAUACAAUUCAAUAUAAUCUUUUCUUACAUUUUCUGAAAUAUAUUAUCAAUUGUGGCAACCAAUGUGAAAGACCAUUUUGUCCCUUUUGCACUUUGAACUGACUGCAACAUUAAUUUGUGUCUUCAAAUACUGGUCACAUACAUGUACAAUAUCAUGACAGUUUAAUACAUUUUAACAUCAAUAUAGAGCAUCAGCUAUAAGUCACAAAAUUCUCACUGUCAAACCAUUCAAUGGUAUACAAGACAUUCUUAAUACAUGUAGUUCAUUUUUAAA